UCGUCAUAAACCACCGGAAGUCCAGGUGCUUCAGAUCAACCCGCGGAAAAGGAACAGAUAUGGCAGAACCGGUGAAGCCUCCCCCCAAACGCAGACGAAUUCUGGAUCCCUCAGCUAUCGUUUCAGUGCCCAUCUACUCCAACCAGGUGAGCAACAGUUUGCAGCUGAAGGCACCGCCAUUCAGCGAGACAACGUCCACAGAGGAGGAAGUCGACGCAGACGACGGGUUUUGGGCCAAGUUUUCGUGUGAAACAAAGCGCCAUUCUCCUGAUGACUUGCAGAUCAGUGAUCCUGAGGAAGAGGUGGAGCCAAAAAGAGCCACACCAUUAAACGACACAGACUUGCUUCGCUCUCCGUCUCCUCCUCCUCCUCCAGAGAGUCCAGUCCAGAAACCCUCACGGAAAGCCAAACAGAAACUCAAUGAGAUUGAGCGCCGACUGCAGGCUGUGAACUCGCCGCUGUCCCCGGUGAAUGACCGGAAGCAGCGGCGUUGCAGGCGGUCGCCACGGUUACGGGACAACAUGGACGACGUCAUCGUUUUGAGUGAGACGGAGGACAGUGACGUCAUCAUCUCAAGUCCGGAGCAGUGUCUUCUCGGGUCUCCACUCAGGGGCACAGAGAGGCGGUUCCCUCUAAAAGUGCGCUGCCGAACCGACCUACACAAGAUCCCUGUGCUCCCGUCAACACCCCUCAGCGCUGUCGUGGAGCAGCUCUCCGUCAAACUGGGAGUCCCGUCCCCUCGGCUGCUGCUGCUGCGUCAGGAGGUGGAGCUGAGCACGGAAGCCACGGUCGGCGAGCUCGGACUCGGCAUCGCAGACAUCCUCGAGUGUAUGGUGAUGGCGGAGAGGGACAUGCCCACUGGAGGUGAUGCCGCUGACAUCAUCAAAGUGCGACUCAAGGGGAAGGACCGCACCAUGGCUCAGGAGUUCUGUCUGCGCAGGGACGCUCCUCUGGGCUCUGUCUUCUCUCAGUUCUCGUCAGGUCACUCUGUCAUCGCUCAGGCAAAAUUUAGUUUUCAUUUCGACGGCUGUAAAUUAUCUCCACACCAAACGCCAGAAGAGCUCGACAUGGAAGACGGGGAUAUCAUCGAGGUGUGGGCCUGAACAAAGGACUCCUAUUUAUGUGAACAAUAAAAGAUUGUAUUUCACAAAAGAA
Messenger RNA from Periophthalmus magnuspinnatus, 1155 nucleotides. It is a transcript of the gene nfatc2ip, whose product is annotated as nuclear factor of activated T cells 2 interacting protein. The record is from RefSeq and is a predicted model, not a curated record. Gene Ontology annotation, molecular function: protein binding. NCBI's taxonomy places the organism in Eukaryota, Metazoa, Chordata, Actinopteri, Gobiiformes, Gobiidae. The transcript is spliced from 9 exons. Bases 60 to 1103 code for a protein of 347 amino acids. Gene Ontology annotation, biological process: positive regulation of transcription by RNA polymerase II; cytokine production.